AGCUCAGCAACCUUUGCAGCAAUCAUCGGUCGUACAAAAACUUUCUUCAGAGCCCUUCCGUCUGGAUGAUUGAGCCUUAAGGACGAUUUGGUGAUCUGCCCAGAACACUGAAGGAUGUUAUUUAGACCCAGCGCAAGAUUACGUUAUGUGGCCUCGGAAUUCGAUUUUUCCCUCAACAGAUAUCUGACCUCAAGGUAUCAUUUCAUCGCCAGCUUUGAAGCAGAAUAUUAAGAGUCCUAUGGGCCUUUCUUGUGUCUUGAUAGAAAAAUAAAUGUUGUACCAAGAGCUAAACGUAUCUGGAAACUCCGCUCACGAUUAAGGUGGAUCUUCAAUCUUUCCACGUCUCUAUUGCCUGUCUCCGAAGAUUUCCCCUCUGUCUUCAUCCGAGGUGCUGGCAGCAUAGUGGAAAGUUUACUACAUACUCUUGUCGUGCAAGAUCACACGGCCAUCUGAAAGACUUCAAGAACCUUUAUUUCAAGGCUGCUGGAAGAGAUUGGUCCACUUUAUUUUGCAUUUGACCUUGGCCGUUGGACUUUCUCAUCUAUAAAAAACAACAGGAUGAGAUCAUCAUAGGCGCUCCUAUCUGCAACUGCUUGGUUUAAUGAUCCCGGAAGAAGUUAAAUCCGCCAGAUGAAUCACCUCCGACAGAAAUUGCACUCGCCACACCACACUCCGACACAAUGUUUAAAUUUGUAGCUUCCGAUGGGACUGGAUCCAUCAAGAGGCACCAGGCGCAAAAGGCAUGUGACUCCUGCAGAAAGCGGAAGAAGCGAUGUAACCAUGGUAGUAAUGCAGUUUUAACGAAUUCUUCGCCUGUGAGAGCAUCUAGCCAAGUCAACUCUGAUGAACGGGUUUCUCAACCAGCCAAGCCAUAUACUGCAAGUAUCCUCUCUUGUACCACGGAUGCCGGAUAUCAAAGCACAACGUCUCAUGAGGAGCCUGGCCAUAUCUCUCCUGUUGCAUCAACUUUAGUAAGUAGUGAUCAAGACCUUGAAGCUGCUAGGAUAUUGAGCGGCGGUACUCGUACUCAAGCAAACACGUCUCACUCCCAAGAACCUACUGGUGUUCAGUCUCGAUUCAUUGGAGAUUUGAACCCAGAAUCAAUUUUUCUGGCUGCUACCAGUCCAGAUGCUAUUCGUGGCGUAUUACCGGACAGCGUUGGAGUAUACCUCUCUUCAACACUUGGGAAAAAGCCUCACCAUUUCUCGAAUUUACAACAGACAAGCUCAAACUUAUUCUAUGGAUGUCCGCCUUUGGUCCGUAAUGUUCUGGCGCCUCUCAUAGAACAGGAGUGUCUAUCUACAAUGCCACCUAUACCCCAUCUUGAAGCGUUAUCUCGGAUAUACUUUGAGAAGAUUAACACCAUCUUUCCCAUCAUCAAUGAGACCACGUUCCGCAAUCUAGCCCCUUCAGUCCCUUGUCGAGCUUUAUUGGAACAAGCCAUUUGCCUGGCAGCAUCCAAAAGUUUCGCUGCUGCGGAUCAUCUCAUAUUGGACGAAGCAGGCUCCCCGAUGACCUGCAAAGCGUUCGGCGAAAAGGUGUCCGGUGCAAUGAGGUUGACCAUUGAGCUAGGCAUUGUGACCGACAAAAUUGUCCUGAUCCAAGCCCUCUGUCUCCUCUCUCUAUUCAUCGAUAAUUCUAGCAGUGAGGAUCUUGCAUCUCAAUUCUCUGGAAAAGCUACUCAUUACCUUGAAGGUAUGGGAUUACAUCUCGAAGGUCAGGUGGAGGAUGCAAGUGCAAAGCUUCUAUGUUGCGUAUAUGCGUUAGAUCGCAUGAAUGCUGCAUUCCAUGGCCGCCCUGUCUUUAUGCAUGAACGAGACAUGAGGAGAGACCUUCACCAAUGCUUUAAUCAGCAAGAACCUUCCUUCCGUCUAUUCAUGAAGAUAAUAGCACUACUUGACGACGUUAUCGAGAUAUAUCGACCACCAAACCAAUCAGAACAAGGUAGUAUGGAUGUCCGAUUCCCUGCUUUUGAAGAGUUGGUUCUGGAUUGCGCGGCUGCACAUAUUGGUACUUCCUCUCUUGCAACGAUUGAAAUCUUCUAUCACAGCAUCUCUAUUAUCUCUCACCGAUCCCAUAUUUGGUCCGAACCCAAGCGUUCCACACCCUCUUACCUUCGACAAGCCCUCUCAACCAGUAUUCUCUCAUCGACCACUCCUCACGAGCUACAGGAUCAACUUGUUCUAUUUCCUUUCGUACCAUACGCCAUAUCGCUUUCUCUGAGCAUUGCCUAUCGAGAAAUGCGCCACAACAAACUACCUGUUCAUCGGAUGCGCGCUCGAGGUCAAUUCCAAGCUAGUUGUAGGCUUUUGGAAGGCCUUGAAAGUCAGUACUCUACUGCUGCUAAUGCUGCAAAUAUGGGAAAGAAAAUGCUCAGGGAAAUUGAUCGAGUAUUUUCUACCGUCUCUUCGGAAAAUAAAACUACGGCGCCACAGCAAGAUAUCAGCAAUACCACCGAGAAUAGCUCAAUGGUCAAUGAUCACAGUACUUUAGUAACAAAUACUGAGAAUCAAUCCAUUGCGUCUGCCUCCAACGCUCAAGUUACUCCGUCUAUCGCUCCAGUAUAUACUGGCAUGCAAGACUUUGACCCAUCACUCUUCGACCUUAAUGCUACGGGUGAUAUUGAUCUCUUCUCUAUGUUCGACCCUUCCUUUGAUCUUGUCGGCUUCGACGCAUGCCUGGAAGGCAAUCUAAACCUGGGAUUUCCCACCCCAGCACCUCAUCCCUAACAAAACUUAAUCUCUAAUUUGAUGGCUGAUGAAUAUCUUGAGGCUCAUAUCUGCCGAAACGAGAUCGGACAGGUCAAACUAUAAUCCGACGAUAAAAUCUCGCAUUUCUGAAUCUAGAUACGGCGCUCUGGCUGUCCAAGAUGGUACCUUAGUUCUAGACAAUCUGUUUAUUGCAUUCUAAAAUUCUUGCUCAAGCUGAAAAUUUUGUAUAUAAUAUUAUGCUACUUGUCAGUGCGGAUUAUGAAUCACAUUGAUGGGUAGCGAAUUUGCUCGCUGGGCAUGGUGACAGUAUAGGGCCUAUACUAUCUUGUUUGUACGUAAUUGAAGACCGUUGCAAUGUGGUGUUCUAAAGACAGCUCCUAAACGGUAUCAAAUAUGAGGGGGUGGUUAUGUAGAUAUCGAGAGACCAGUAUAUUUAUGGAAUGUAUCCAAAGAGCAUGACAAGAUCAUAUUUGCUCCUGAAAUAUCGCUUUUGAUGCUCCCCCUCAUUGAGUCUGGCGAUGGUUAGAAGACAC
Molecule: messenger RNA, 3244 nt
Organism: Botrytis sinoallii
Lineage: Eukaryota; Fungi; Ascomycota; Leotiomycetes; Helotiales; Sclerotiniaceae
Exons: 3
Coding region: 681-2729 (682 amino acids)
Biological process (GO): regulation of DNA-templated transcription; DNA-templated transcription
Molecular function (GO): DNA-binding transcription factor activity, RNA polymerase II-specific; zinc ion binding; DNA binding
Source: RefSeq, a predicted model, not a curated record